Heteronotia binoei (common prickly gecko) is the source of this 2722-nucleotide messenger RNA. RefSeq names its product kinesin family member 18B (gene KIF18B). The transcript is spliced from 15 exons. The record is from RefSeq and is a predicted model, not a curated record. Gene Ontology annotation, molecular function: ATP binding; microtubule motor activity; microtubule binding. Bases 1 to 2439 code for a protein of 812 amino acids. NCBI's taxonomy places the organism in Eukaryota, Metazoa, Chordata, Lepidosauria, Squamata, Gekkonidae. Gene Ontology annotation, biological process: microtubule-based movement.
AUGGUACUCGUCCCAUCCGCCGAACAGGGUAACGUGUCCGUGGUAGUCCGGGUGCGGCCCCAGACGUCGUGGGAGCAGGAGAGCCACCGCCCGAGUGUGGUGCAGGUGGUCAGCGACUGUCUGCUCGUGUUUGAUCCGGAGGAGCCCGGUCUGCCAGGGGUCUUGGCAAGCCUCCAAGGGCAUGACUCUGCUCCGAGACGGAAAGGCAAGGAUCUGAAGUUCGUUUUUGACCGAGUGUUCAGCGAGAGCGCCACUCAGGCCGAUGUUUUCGAGAGCACAACCAAAGAGAUGCUGGAUGGUGUCUUGAAUGGCUACAAUUGUUCUGUGUUUGCCUACGGUGCCACAGGGGCUGGGAAGACGCACACCAUGCUGGGCUCUGAGAAAGAUCCAGGCAUCAUGUACCUCACCAUGGCGGAGCUGUACAAGAAGAUCGAGGCCACGAAAGAGGAGAAGCAUUGCGAAGUGCUCAUCUCCUACCAAGAGGUGUACAACGAGCAGAUCCAUGAUUUGCUGGAACCCAAGGGCCCUCUGGCUGUCCGGGAAGACCCGGAGAAAGGGGUGGUGGUUCCGGGCCUCUCUUUUCAUCAGCCCAAAACUGCAGAGCAGCUGCUACAAAUGUUGGCGCGAGGGAAUCAAAACCGCACGCAGCAUCCCACGGACAUCAAUGCCACUUCUUCCCGCUCCCACGCCAUCUUCCAGAUCUACGUGAAGCAGCGUGACAGUGCGGUGGGCAUCACCCGGGACCUGCGAGUGGCCAAGAUGAGCCUGAUAGACUUGGCAGGCUCAGAACGGGCCUCUGUCGCCAACACCAAAGGGGAGCGGCUGCGUGAGGGGGCCAACAUCAACCGCUCUCUUCUGGCCCUCAUCAACGUCCUCAGUGCCCUGGCAGAUGCAAAGAGCAAAAAACCUCACAUACCCUACCGGGACAGCAAGCUGACGCGCCUCCUGAAGGACUCCAUCGGCGGCAACUGCCGGACCGUCAUGAUCGCUGCCGUGAGCCCAUCCAUGGUUUCCUACGAGGACACGUACAACACUCUCAAAUACGCCAACCGGGCCAAAGAGAUCAAACUCUUAUUGAAAAGCAACGUUCUAACGUUGGACUGCCAUAUCAGCCAAUACACGACCGUUUGUGAGCAGCUGAAAGCAGAGGUAGCCGAGCUGCGAGGGAGGCUCCGGGCUUAUGAGGAAAAGGGCUCUCCGAGGAACCCUCACGGACUGGCUCCUUCUAGCCCCAAGCUGACAGAGCUUCUCAGGGGAAAGGAAGCUGGCCUGCUUCAUGAGGGCGAUCGAGAGACACAGGCAGAUUCAGAACAGGCCAAACUGGGCAGUGACCCCUCUUGUUGGGAGGAAGGAGCCUGGAGCAGGUAUUCAGAAGAGAAACCCGAUUGCUCCGGCAUGGAACCCUCAACGGCAGUUAAACAACAGGAAAGUGUGGCCGUUGGGCAGCAGGGAAUUGUGGGAACUUCGCUGGACAGACUAGUGACAGCCAUCCUAAGCAUUGCGCGAAAGCAGUACUCAGUGCUGAAAGGUGCCAACCUGCUCACUCCGGAUAUGAUCACUGAGUUUGAAGAGCUGGACCGCUUGGUACCCCAACAAUUCCGGGAGCUGCCAAAGGCUCCCACUGCACAGAAGCAACAAGAAGAGCCCCGCGUGGUUCCCGAGAUUGCCCAGCCUCCGGAAGCGCCACAGCUUGUCAAUCAUGCUGAGCAGCCUGGUCCAGGAUCUCCACCCGCUCCCCCAGAGAUCCUGCCAGCCCCAAGCGAUGUGUUCAAGACCCCUUGCCUCCCGACAAAGAGGAGGAGGAAGUCGGCAGGAAGCACGACACCUCCUGAAAGGAACAGCCCGUCUGCCCAGAAGGGGCGGGCCAAGCGUCGUCGGAAAGCGAGCAUCCCUCCGCAGCGAGCGAACUCCCCAAAGGAAUGGGCCGUCCUUGGAGGAACAGACUGCACCAGCACCCCCCUUGCUGAGCGAGCACCAUCGGGCUCAACUAGGCUGCAUGCCCCGCGGCCUUGCCCUUCAACCGUCACCAAGGGCCGGGUGCCUUUGGCCCCCUCGGCCGCUCAGAAUUGCUCCACACCACUCCCCCCACGAAACCUGAAUGCAACUUUUGACCUUAGCGAGAAUCCCUCUCCGGCGAGCGCUCCAGAAUUCCCCGCUUGGGAGAUCAUCCAGCAGUUCCCCAAUCUCCAGGGAGCGCCUCUUCUGCCCAGGGCCUCCGUGCCGGUGUUCACCAUGAAGGGCUCCUCCAUUCCGAGAGCGUCUUCCUUGGCCUCCAGAGCAUCCAUUCAGAAGAGGAGGCGUGCUGCAGGUUCUGCUCCCCACGCACUGGGUGCUCCACGAAGCCGCAUUGCCAGGCUACAGGGCAGAUCUGCCAAGGUGUCCCAGACCGUGAAUGCACCAGGACAUCCCUCUUCGAGCCUCACGUGGAAAUGGCGCUAGAAGGGUUCUGAGGUUCCAGGGGUUCAGCACCACCUCCUGUUUUGUCUCAGGCCUGGAAGCGGAUUGACCGAUGACUUCUUUCAAAGUUUGGGCACAUCGACAUCCUCCUCCUCUGUUGUCUUAUAGUAUUUUCCUCCCCGCCUCUCUCUGCAAAAACAGAUGCCUCCAUGCUUCAUUUUCUGACCCCGGCUGCUCUUGUAAACCUGGCCUUGCGUGCUUUGAAUUAAUUGUUGGAAGCGGAACAGCAACGCAUCUUUUUAAAUAAAGUCUUUGGGAACAAGAA